AAUCGCUCAGACAUUCGAAGCCGGAUGUAAGCCAUAUAUGGCUCCCGAGAGGAUUAAUCCCGACCCCAAACGCAAGGGCUAUGAUAUUCGCUCCGAUGUCUGGAGUUUAGGCAUCUCAAUGCUGGAGCUAGCGAUCGGCAAAUUCCCAUUUCCUGAGUCCAAGAGUCUGUUCGAACAGCUGAAGCGCGUCUGUCAGGACGACCCGCCACGACUGCCUCUCAACAGGUUCUCCAAGGACUUCGAGGACUUCAUCGAUAAGUGUCUUCAGAGAGACUACGAGAAGAGACCCUAUUAUUCACAUCUCCUAACCUAUCCAUUCAUAACACAAAACGAAUCCAACGAUAUCUCCAGUUUUGUGACCAAAAUCCUACCGCCGGUAGAAUCGACUUAAUUAUUAUGCAAUCAAUUGAUAAUUUAUGCGAAUCGGCGCCAAAUACUAUACAAAUGGAGUG
Molecule: messenger RNA, 452 nt
Organism: Oppiella nova
Lineage: Eukaryota; Metazoa; Arthropoda; Arachnida; Sarcoptiformes; Oppiidae
Source: the annotation of a GenBank genome assembly